UUCAGCCUCGGCUUCUCGCCUCGUCCUUCCGGUGCCCCCCCGUCGCCCCACUCCCUCCCGACGCUAGCACCGUCGGGCUUGGCUGUGGGAGCGUAAUGGCGGUGCACCGGGGACCCUCUACGAAAUGGCUCUUCACCCGGGAGCAGCUCGAAAACACGCCGUCUCGACGCGGCGGAAUAGAGGCGGACCGGGAGCUUUCUUACCGGCAGCAGGCCGCCAACUUGAUCCAAGACAUCGGCCAGAGACUCAACGUUUCGCAACUGAUUAUCAACACUGCGAUAGUCUACAUGCACAGAUUUUAUAUGAUCCACUCCUUCGGCAAAUUCCAUAGAAACGUCAUUUCUCAGACUACGUUGUUCCUGGCAGCAAAAGUUGAGGAGCAGCCCAGAAAGCUGGAGCAUGUCAUUAAAAUAGCCCACGCCUGCAUUAACCCACAAGAGCCAGCCGUAGACACGAAGAGCAACGCAUUCCAGCAGCAGACACAAGAGCUUGUAGCCCUGGAAACGAUAGUGCUGCAAACGCUGGGUUUUGAAAUAACAAUCGAUCAUCCACACACAGAUGUGGUGAGGUGUUCCCAGCUAGUGCGAGCAAGCAAGGAUUUGGCACAGACUUCUUAUUUCAUGGCUACCAACAGUUUGCACCUCACCACCUUCUGCCUGCAGUACAGGCCCACGGUGGUUGCGUGCGUCUGCAUCCACCUGGCCUGCAAGUGGUCCAACUGGGAAAUCCCCGUCUCCACGGACAGCAAGCACUGGUGGGAGUACGUGGACCGCACAGUGACGCUGCAGCUGCUGGACGAGCUCACUCACGAGUUUCUUCAGAUCCUGGAAAAGACGCCCAGCAAACUAAAGAGGAUACGAAACUGGAGGGCCAUUCAAGCAGCCAAGAAGCCAAAGACGGAAGGCCCGGCGGUGGACGGUACCUUCCAGGGGUCCUUGGACGGCUUUUCCGGUGUCGCCAGUUCCUUCUUCGCCUCCACCUCAUCCGACUCCUCGGACAUGCCCUCCCUCAACGGCAUGGCAGCCUCCUACGGCUCCUACCAGCCGCUGAGCGAUCACUUCUCCGAGCCGCCGGAGUUCACGCUGGUGAAACACGAACCCAAAGCCGCGGGCGGCAGCAAACACCAGCCGCUCGCUGUGAACGCUGCCGCUUUCCCGCGGCUGCAGAAAGUCUUGACUCUGGAGACGUACAGGGCGAAACACGCGGCGGCGGGGGACCCGGCCUCUCAGAAUGGCGUGAAGGACGAGCCGGGUUCGGACAUGUACGGGGCCCCUCCGGCCGUCUCCUCGCACCACCACAAGAAGCGCUCCCAGGCGCAGCAGGGGGGCGACGGCCGGAGGGACAAAGGCGGCUCCAGAAAGGGCCGGCUGGCGCCGUCUUUUUCUGAGAACGGCUCGGCCACGGGCGAGGAACUCAAGAUGAGGAUAAAAGUGUCGUCUGAGCAGACCGGGGCGCCGCCCGGCAAAGACAAGCACAAGGAGCACCGCCACUCGAAACACGGCCACUCACACUCGCACAGCGGGAGCAGCCGGGGGUCGAUGGAGGCCGCCUCUUUGUCCGCGAGGGCCCCCGACGUUGGCUCGUCUGGCUCAUCUCGCAAGAGGCCUCACUCCGACCACCACCACCACAACAACCACCACCACCACCACCACUCCCACCAUCACCACUCGUCCAAGAGCAGCAGGAGCAAAGGGGGCCUCGGCUCGUCCCACUACUCGACGGAGGGCGGCGCCAGGAUGGCGGAGCACCACGACGGGAGCAACGGCGUGCUGCCUGCCAACGGACAGCACACCGACUACAAAGACACUUUCGACAUGCUCGACUCUUUACUAAGUGCCCAAGGAAUGAACUUGUAACCUCAGAGUCCGCAGCGUUGGCUAGAAUUAAGGUAUUAUCAUGUUAAGAAUUUUAAAAGAUUUUAUUUGUCUUAAGUUAUCGCAAUCGUGCGUCGCCCCGUCAGUCGUCCACACACCGACUGUCUAAGUGUAAAAUAAAAAAGUGUAAAAAGAUAUGCAUAGAGCCGUGUGCUACUAGCUCGCAACAAGAAGACGGCAGCUGGAAUAAUGAUUCUUUUAGCUGAAAUGAUUUUAAUGUGCAUGUUUGAAGUCGAAGUGAAGGUGGAGCUAGUGUGACCGUUUACAGUCUUUUUUUUUUUUUUUGGUAUGUUAAGACAUUUUGUUCCACUGAAAAUCUCAGGUCUUAAACUUUUUUGAUAAAAGAACGAAUCUUCCUCUGUUUGGGUUUUAUUACCUGUAUCCAUGGAGAUGCAUCACCUCGACAGAACUGACGUUGGUCUUAGGAAACACGAUCUGCUUACCUUUAAAAGAGGGUGUCACUAGUUGAAAAAACAUAACAAAUGUGAGGCCGACCUCAUUUGCUGUCUGUUUGCUGUGGGCUUCCGAAGUGCAGACACUUUACAUCUGCUGUGAAAGUGCAUUUAAGAUACAUCGGCUAAAAGCCUUGUGAUGAUACCUCGUCAAUCGCUAUACAGUAUGAUACAUGUUAUUAACUAUCAGAAAAUGCAGAUCUCUGAAAUAAGAAUGUGUAUAUAGGACCGCAGGUGAGGUUCCAACCUGUUGGUCCAGACCUUCCUCCGUUCAGUGUAUCUUGAGAUCUAAAGCAGACUAUGUAUUGAUGAACGUGACACAAUGUGUAUUAGGAGCUCAAAUAAAGGUUAUCAGUGAUUUUCUGCUCGUAAA
This is a messenger RNA of Gasterosteus aculeatus aculeatus (three-spined stickleback), 2699 nucleotides long. RefSeq lists its product as uncharacterized. Gene Ontology annotation, biological process: regulation of transcription by RNA polymerase II. NCBI's taxonomy places the organism in Eukaryota, Metazoa, Chordata, Actinopteri, Perciformes, Gasterosteidae. Gene Ontology annotation, molecular function: cyclin-dependent protein serine/threonine kinase regulator activity. The record is from RefSeq and is a predicted model, not a curated record.